AUGCCAUACAUUGCAACCAAUCUGCUUUCUCGUUUCUCCUCACCCCUUCUGUCUAUCAUUUGCCGAACUUGCCUCCACAGAUUUAGCGUAGAUACGAACAUAGAGAUAGAUAUGGUGUCUCUUUCACCCUUUGUUUUCUUGUCAUCAUCUUUUUCAUGUUCAAGGUCUGGUUCUAAAAAGCGCUCAAGAAUUAAGUCAAGAUUUUCAUCAAAGAUUGCAGGACAAACCUCAUAUACGAUAUAUCGUGCAGAAAAUUCUUCUCUUGAACAACUUCUUGUUCCUUCAGAUCAUAGCAUCGCCGAAUCUAUUCAAAGUUAUCAAGAAUCACGUCGAUCGUCACUUGGCCAAAAUUGGCACUUGUCAAGUCACUCGAAAGGCACAAAAAUCGAGGCAAAUAACUCAAAUAGGGAAUUUGGAAGUUAUUAUCUGCUUGCAGUCAUAUCAGGACCUGCUCCGUCAACGGCAAAAUCACUACCAGAAAAGAGAAAGUCGAUAACGAUGGCAUCAAAAUUUCCACCUUCUGAUGAGGGAACGAACAAAAUUUUUGGGGAAUCCUUUGGAUCGGCAACAAAAGAUGUACAGGGCGAACGACGCAGAUCAUAUGGCAUUGGUGGAGCGGGAAUAUUCGUAAACCAUCCGAGGGUGAUUUACACUCCACGAGAGAGACUAGUCCCCGAAUUCUCCAACCAUCUCUCCCGAUACGAAGAAGGAAAAUUUCUUGUCGUGGUUGGAAUAGGAAUGGCAAAAAAAAGAUGA
Molecule: messenger RNA, 756 nt
Organism: Botrytis sinoallii
Lineage: Eukaryota; Fungi; Ascomycota; Leotiomycetes; Helotiales; Sclerotiniaceae
Exons: 3
Coding region: 1-756 (251 amino acids)
Source: RefSeq, a predicted model, not a curated record